GAGAAAAGGGGUGGAGGACAGGAAUGAAGGAGGUGAAGAAAAGGGGUGAGGAGGAGGAGGAGGAGGAGGAGGAAGAAGAAGGAGAACAAGCAGAAAUAGAGUUAAAACAAGGAAAACAAAGAAGUUUGGCGCCUGUGGAGCCACGUGACUGGCGAAACUGAUGACGAAACAACUGAUUACCGACUAAUUGAAGCACCAUGGAUCGAUAGGUAAGGGAAAUAUCGAGAGAGAAUGACGUACAAAUCCGUGACGUCACCGUAGCGCAACGUCGACAUCACGAGAGAAAAAAACAUCCAUAAAAACUUUGUUUUUAGUUUAGUAAACCGUUGUUCUCGUGAUUGCUGUCGGUCAUUAAAUAAAAAUUUAAAAACCCUUCGUCAAAUGAAAAGCAGACGAUGAGAAAACGACGAAAAUUAAAGUUUAAACGCACUUUAAAAUGGUAAGAGUGAGAUGCGUGUUGUAGUAUAUUUAACCACAGGAGGCAGCAGUGGUAGCGCAGCCUUGCAUACAGGCUAAAAAUCAUAAUUUUUCUGGGGUCCCUGUGGUGCAGUGGAAUGGGAACAGUGGACAUUCUUGAGGUUACAGUGUUUGCUGACACAUAUUUGUCAGUGACCCAGACGCUGCUCAGGCAGUAAACACCCAGAGGAUGUAAAUAAACUCAAACUGGGAGAAGCUUCAGUUCUGACACCUGACACCUGUGUGUGUGUGUGUGUGUGUGUGUGUGUGUGCUGACGGGGUGUGGGAGAGUAUAUGUAGCUGUGUCACAGCUGCACAUGUUGUUUGUCACAGGUUGACACACAUACACAGGGAGACAGACGAGAGACGUGUUAAUGGAUGUGAAAUCAAACGCUCCUGUGGUUUAGGGAGCGCUUGGUUGAUGUCUUCUCACCUGCAGGCCAGAGUCAGACCAACGGAACUAUAUUAAUCCUCAAGGUUUCGGGGGAAGUCACUGGAUACUUCUGGAACCAAAUCUGUAAGGACCAGGACGAAGAACUGGGCCACAACCAGGACCAUUACUAAGACCAUAACAUUAUAGGGAGCUCAGCUACUUCUAAAUCUGCAACAAUGGCUGAUGGGAAACAGCGUAACCGUGGCGUGUGUCCUCCAGAUGGAGGUUGGGGCUGGAUGGUUGUCCUUUCCUGCUUCAUGGUGACCGUGUGCACGAGAGCAGUGACCAGGUGUAUCUCCAUCUUCUUCCUAGAGUUCCAGGCUGAGUUUGGAGCGGACUACUCUGCCACAGCUUGGAUCCACAGUCUGGUGGACUGCACCACCAUGCUGUGUGCUCCUGUGGGCAGUCUGGUCAGUAAUCGAUGGUCCUGCCGAGUGUCUGUUGUGGCCGGUGGACUGUUGUCCUCCUGUGGACUGCUCCUCAGUUCCUUCAGCAGCAGCUUGGUGGUGCUCUACUUCUCCAUGGGAGCCCUUACAGGUCUGGGUUUCGCUCUCUGCUACACCCCCUCCAUCGCCAUGGUGGGCUGUUACUUCAAACAGAGGAAGGCUCUGGCCUACGGGGUCGCUCUGUCAGGCAGUGGGAUCGGGAUCUUCGUGUUGGCUCCAGUGGUCCAGCUGUUCAUCGAGCUGUACUCCUGGAGGGGGGCGCUGUUGGUACUUAGCGCCUUUGUUGCCAACCUGUGUGUCUGCGGGGCACUGCUUCGUCCAAUUACAUUGCUGGAGGAGGAAGAAGAGGAGAACAUGAAGGAGGUCGCAGGCGACAGAAGCCAAGGUAACGUCUUAACUCCAGCAGCCACCGACAUCUCCAAAGAACCAUCGCUGCAGCUGCUGGAGGAAACCCCCCCCACUCAGGUGCCGAGGAGGCGGUGCUUUAAUUCCUGCUUCCUCUCCAGUAAGGAGUAUCGCUUCCUGCUGCUGCCGGACUUCGUGUUCUUCGCGGUGUCCCUCGUGUUCAUGGCCAGCGGCUGCAGCAUUCCUUUCGUCUACCUGGUGCCGUAUGCUCUGAGUUCCGGAGUCAGCCACCAACACGCUGCCUUCCUCAUGUCCAUCCUGGGCAUCAUCGACAUCGUGGGGAACAUCACAGUCGGCUGGUUGACGGAUCGCAGGUGUGUGAAGCCGUACCGCCUGGCCUGUUACAGUUUUGCCAUAGCCAUGGAAGGUCUCUGCUGCCUCUUGGUUCCGCUGCUUCACUCGUUUCCUCUCCUUGUCCCCUUCGCUGUCCUCUAUGGAUACUUCGACGGUGCCUACGUAGCUCUGAUCCCUGUAGUGACAUCGGAUGUGGUGGGAGCACCGUACCUGUCCUCAGCGCUGGGUGUGGUCUACUUCCUCCACGCCAUCCCCUACCUCUUAAGCCCACCCAUCGGAGGUUGGCUGGUUGACAUCACCCAAAGUUACAGCGCCACCUUCUUCCUCAGUAGCGCCACCCUGCUGGCCAGCGCAAUAAUUUUGUUUACAGCUGUUACUGUACGAAACUGGUGUCGUCAUUCCCGUGGACAGAAAGCACAAGACCCUCCCCCUGAGCCAGUCUGAACCAAUCAGACUGUAUGUCCUAUGACUUCUAAGUUUUCACAAAAUGGACCAACCAAAUGUAUCGACAGGACACAGAAACAAGGACGGGGAAGGUUAUUAGUUAAAUUGUUUGUCUGCAAACGCGCACACACACAGGCACACAGACAAAGCUCAGGUUGCUGGUACGAUACCACAAAAGUGACUCGACAUGCAAACAACAACUGUACCUUUGUACUGUAGUAACUAGACAAGAUACUGAGAGAUCAGUAGAAGUUUUCUUUCCAAAAACGUAUUAUAUUUUUUUGUUGUGAGGUACUAGAUUAGCAUGUGCUAAGCCAUGCUGUCACAGUGGGUGCUUUACAGUUGGAGGCUAGCAAAAACGCUGGUUAACUAUAUUUUUGUUGUGUUGUUUGUUAUAGCUUUUCGUAUAGGAAGAAGAAAUACUGCUUGACACGACGACAGAGACAACAACAAUAAAGUUAACAUUGUGAAUUGGCAGACGUGGAGGCACAAACACUACCUCAGACUGGUAGCACUAGCAACGAUUGUUACCAAUCCCAACAGUCUUGCGAGAAGUGUCGAUACUGAUGUUUCUUUUCAUUUUCGUUGGGUUGCCCCUGUUAGCUAGCAGUGGCCAUGUUUAGCCCUACAGCUAACCAUGGCUACAUUAUUUCUUCAAACUGAUUGCGGGUACAAAUUCCUGGCUGCUAAGAGUAGCAACCAGACCUAGCAAAGGUCU
Messenger RNA from Cynoglossus semilaevis (tongue sole), 3196 nucleotides. It is a transcript of the gene slc16a12b, whose product is annotated as solute carrier family 16 member 12b. Gene Ontology annotation, biological process: creatine transmembrane transport. The transcript has 9 exons. The record is from RefSeq and is a predicted model, not a curated record. NCBI's taxonomy places the organism in Eukaryota, Metazoa, Chordata, Actinopteri, Pleuronectiformes, Cynoglossidae. Gene Ontology annotation, molecular function: transmembrane transporter activity. Bases 1066 to 2478 code for a protein of 470 amino acids.